AACAGGUUUUUGAUAUACCAAAGCAAAAGAUAUAUAAUUAUACGAACAUUCCUCGCUUGUUUAUCAACUUCGAAUGGAAAUAAGAAAAACGGGAGAGUCCUCUUGUAACGCGAAGUUGCAAAGAACUUGUUUCCUCCGUGAGAUUGACGUAUCUAUACGUAUCGAACUACAAAAUCGCGAAGAUUUUCUCUAAACAGAAAGAAAGGAAAAAAGUAUAUCAAGUGAUAGAAGAAUGUUCGCUAGAAAUUUGAGAGGAUUAUCUUGUCUUUUCAAAUGCGUAAAGAGAAAUAAUUUUAUCAUCUCGCGUAAUAAUCAUUACCGUAACAUUUGCAACAAUAAACGUACACCAAGGAUACUUAUAACAGGUGGCCUUGGACAACUAGGUACAGAAUGUGCCAAGUUACUACGUAAGAAUUACGGAAGUGAUAAUGUAAUUCUUUCGGAUAUCAUCAAACCAACGGAGGAAAAUUUGGCUAAUGGACCAUUCAUAUUCGCAGACAUUCUUGAUUUUAAAAAUCUUCAAAAGAUCGUCGUUGAUUAUAGAAUAGAUUGGCUAAUUCAUUUCAGUGCUCUUCUUAGCGCCGUGGGAGAGCAGAAUGUUCCUUUGGCUGUGAGAGUUAACAUUGAAGGUAUGCAUAAUGUUAUUGAAUUGGCCAAACAAUAUAAAUUAAGAAUUUUCAUACCUUCAACGAUUGGUGCAUUCGGACCGGAUUCACCAAGAAAUCCAACGCCAAAUGUUACGAUUCAACGACCCCGUACCAUUUAUGGCGUUAGCAAAGUUCAUGCUGAACUUUUGGGAGAAUAUUAUUAUCACAGAUUUAAUUUAGAUUUUCGAUGUCUUAGAUUUCCAGGAGUAAUCAGUUGCGAUCCACCUGGAGGUGGUGUUACAGAUUAUGCAGUAGCUGUUUUUCACGAAGGCCUGUUAAAUGAAAAAUAUGAAUGUUACUUGGAACCUUGCACUCGAUUACCAAUGAUGUACAUCGAGGAUUGUCUUUCGGCAAUUUUUCAAUUUUUAAAUGCACCAAGUGAAAAGCUAAAAAGACGUGUAUAUAACGUUACUGCUAUGAGUUUCACACCAGAGGAACUCUUUAGUGAGAUCAUAAAACAUGUUCCAAAUUUGCAAAUUACUUAUAACCCGGACAGUCGACAACACAUUGCGGAAAAUUGGCCACAAGUUUUUGACGACAGUGAGGCACGAAAAGAUUGGGGAUGGAAAAAUAAAUACGAUCUAGACAAACUCGUAAACGCAAUGAUACGAGAUGUUACUACACACUUUUUGCCAAAACAUCGUCUAAAGGAAGUCAACAGCUACGUAUAAUAUAUCAUAUAUUAGGCAAUAAUUCAUAUAUGAAUAAAGAUGGUGUAGAAAAUUGCUCGUUGAUUCUGGAAGGUGUAAGAUUACCUAUUUCGUUUCUUCUUGGAGUAAUCGUCAAUCUUUCUGGCUUUAUAUUUGCUACUUGCAAUGAACUAUCCAUAUCAGCAUCUAAUACAAUAAAAAAAAAUUAACUUCUAUUAUUCCUAUGAUUUCUAUCGGUUUUUUUUUUUGGGGGGGGAAAUUAUUAACUCUUCAUUUACCUGCAAUAUCAUUAGCUUUAUUCAUUAUUUUGCGACUUUCAGCAAAAUAUCCAUUUGGGUGAAUAAUUGGUUGUUCUGGUAAUUGCUUAUGUAAUGUCUGAAAAUAUCUUGUACAUGCCAAUGAAUAAUGUCCUUCUUUUGCUAAUUCGAUUAUUUCUUUUGUAUCUAUAAUAAUGAUUCUUCCUUAAUUUUAUAUGUCUAAAUAGAUUUCUCUUUCAGGAUUUUAUAAAUAAAUAAAUAAAUAAAUAAUACCUAAAUCGAAGAUGCCAUAAGCAGAUAGCUUUUGUUUUAAAGAAUUCUGAUCCAUAUGCCUAUAUGGACAACCAUGAUAUUCUCCAGGACCAAUGGAAUUACUUAUUAUUUUAUUACAACCGAGUGGUGUAUAAUUUGUUUGCUUUCCCUCUUUUCCAUAUAUAUGUCUAAUACUGUAUGCAUAUUGCUUUUCAAAUUUAUCUGAAUCUAUUUUUUGGGAAAAUGCUUCCCUCCAAAACUGCAAUGCGUCCUCUAAAGAAACACCUAUUCCUUUAAGAAAUAGACCAUACUGAAUACGUCCAGAAUUCUUUAAAUGAUGAUUGACAUGUAAUGCUUCAUGAAGAGAUCUCAUGCAUAAUGGAUAAGAUGUUUUUGAUAACUAUAAGCAAAGAAAUAUUAAAUAAAGAAAUAAAAUAAAGAUAUUUUUAAAAAACACACUUAUUGUAAAUAUAUCUAUAAAUUACUUACUUUCUCUAUUUUUUCAAUUGGAGUAUUUGUAGUUGACCAAACUACUCUAGCCAUUCCAGAAAAGGUACCAGGUAGGGCAUUAAUAUAGUUUAUCACUCGUUCAUCAUCGGAGGCAUUUAAAAGACAUUCUUUUGCGUCCUAUUCAAUAUCAAAACAAGUAAAGAUAAUUAAUAUCAUUAAUAUUAAAAUUUAUAUAAUUAAGAGAAGAGAUAAAGAAUAACAAGUCAAACCUCUAUUCCUAAAAUUAGUUUUUGUCUGAAGUAUGAAACACACAAUGAAAUCAGAUCGUUUCGUGGAACAUAUGCCAUUCCAUCUUCAAGAUAUACUUUACGUGCUCUAACAAGAUCAAUUACUUUUUGAAAUGGUACUUUAUAGAAAUCAAUUGUGUCUAUAUUUGUAACUUUGAAAGUAGAUGUUUGAAGGUCUUCUCGAAUUCUUUCUUUUUCUUCAUAAGAUA
Vespa velutina is the source of this 2752-nucleotide messenger RNA. It is a transcript of the gene Tdh, whose product is annotated as L-threonine 3-dehydrogenase, mitochondrial. Gene Ontology annotation, molecular function: L-threonine 3-dehydrogenase activity. Bases 233 to 1318 code for a protein of 361 amino acids. NCBI's taxonomy places the organism in Eukaryota, Metazoa, Arthropoda, Insecta, Hymenoptera, Vespidae. The record is from RefSeq and is a predicted model, not a curated record. The transcript is spliced from 6 exons. Gene Ontology annotation, biological process: L-threonine catabolic process.